ACUGUCCUGCAUUUGGAGGAUAUCUGUACUGUCCUGACAUUUGGGGGAUAUCUGUACUGUUCUGACAUUUGGGGGGAUAUCUGUACUGUCCUGACAUUUGGGGGAUAUCUGUACUGUCCUGACAUUUGGGGGAUAUCUGUACCGUCCUGACAUUUGGGGGAUAUCUGUACUGUCCUGACAUUUGGGGGAUAUCUGUACUGUCCUGACAUUUGGGGGAUAUCUGUACUGUCCUGACAUUUGGGGGAUAUCUGUACCGUCCUGACAUUUGGGGGA
This is a messenger RNA of Staurois parvus, 273 nucleotides long. Lineage: Eukaryota; Metazoa; Chordata; Amphibia; Anura; Ranidae. The record is from the annotation of a GenBank genome assembly.